AUGUUGUCUCAUAAUACAGUUUUGUACAGUCGGCCUCAGUUCGGAUUGCAGGCUGCAACUCGCCUGGGUAACAACUCUGGUACCGCGUCUGAGUCCGUUACAAGGGCAGGGAAGAGAAAGACAAGUGGCAAACGAAAGGCACUCAACCAGUGGGAGGAAAGAUUUAUAGAUGUCUUGGACUCAUUCUCUCAGAACACAAAAGACAGCUUGAAUGUGGUUGCAUCUAGGCUUGGGUUCGAGCACGACGCUGAAAAGAAAAGGAAUGCAAUAUUUGAAUCAUUAUCUAAUAUGCAUUUCCUGUCCACCGAGGCUAAAAUGGUGGUCACAAUGCGUUUGUGCAAGAACCCAGAUGAGUUGUCUAUGUUUUUCAGCCUCAGCCAGGAUAAUCAAGCUGUGAUGGUGAAAAUUAUGCAUGAAGGAAGAUUGUAG
Striga hermonthica is the source of this 429-nucleotide messenger RNA. Lineage: Eukaryota; Viridiplantae; Streptophyta; Magnoliopsida; Lamiales; Orobanchaceae. The record is from the annotation of a GenBank genome assembly.